Molecule: messenger RNA, 3270 nt
Organism: Penicillium argentinense
Lineage: Eukaryota; Fungi; Ascomycota; Eurotiomycetes; Eurotiales; Aspergillaceae
Product: putative RNA interference and gene silencing protein (Qde2)
Exons: 5
Coding region: 1-3270 (1089 amino acids)
Molecular function (GO): RNA binding; protein binding
Source: RefSeq, a predicted model, not a curated record
AUGUCCACCUUCAUCUUCCAACAGAACACGAUAGAAUCGACCAGGAGCUGGUCUGCAGCGCAUCGUCUUGAUACCGCAACAUGUCUGACAACCCUCGUGGACGCGGUCGCGGCGGUGGUGACCGCGGACGAGGUCGUGGAGGCCGUGGAUAUCGUGGGGGAGAUGGCCGAGGUUGCGGUCGCGGUGGAUUUGAAAUGCCCUUCCGCCCAGCUGACCGAGGCGGCUUCAGCGAUCGUGGUGGCGAUCGGGGCCGUGGCCGCGGUGGUUUCCGAGGCGAUGAGCGUGGUCGUGGUCGUGGGGGUCGUGGUGAUUUCCGGGGUCGUGGAGGCUUUCGUGGAGAUCGCGGCGGCGGAGGCAGAGGGGGCAGAGGCCCUGAGAUCUAUUGGUACGUCGACCACUCCUGCUUCUAAUGGGUGUACCCUUGCGGUAUACCUAUUCAGGGAGCCAGACUCAUCAAGGCGUGUUCAAUGCAGCUCCGGUCAACCUGUUCCUACCCCCGAUCCCAAUGUUGCCAAGGUCGAAGACAGUCUCGCGAAAGCCCUCAUCAGCCAAAAGACAAGCCAGGCAUAUCCUCAUCGCCCCGGAUAUGGUACUCAGGGCGAGGAGGUUACGCUCUAUGCCAAUUACUUGUCGUUGACCAACCUCGGCAAGCCAUUGUACAGAUACAUGAUCGAAAUUCAGAAGGGUUCGAAUGGUCGGGAGCCCCCAGCCGGCAAAAAGGCUAGACACAUCAUUGCCCUCUAUAUUGAGCAACACUUUGGCGCCCAGAAGGCCCAGAUUGCCACCGACUACCGAUCAACCAUCAUCUCCUACGUGGAUCUCAACCUUGCCGUCGACACCGUCCUGCCCGUGACGUACAAGGCCGAAGGCGAAGUGGAAUUCUCCGAGAAUCCUCCCGUGUACGACGUGCGAUGCUCCAACGUGCGCCCUCUUGACCCCGCCGAUCUGUUGAACUACAUAACAUCGACCAAUGCGGGUUUGUUGCUGGACACCAAGCCGGAGCUCAUCGCGGCCUUGAACAUUAUCAUGGGCCACCACCCCAAGACCUCUGAUAAGAUUGUCUCGGUGGGAGCCAACAAGCACUUUGGCAUUUCGGCCCCGUUCAUGGAUCGACAGGAUCUUACCGGUGGCCUCGAAGUGCUUCGUGGUUUCUUCGUCAGUGUGCGUGCUGCUACUGCCCGUGUGUUGCUGAACGUGCAGGUCAAGUACCUUGCUUGCUACAAGGAGGGUUCCCUGGCGAACGUCAUCACGGACUUCGAGAGGACCUUGGAUCGCCGUGCCCAGAAUUCCUUCGUCUGGUAUCUGGACAAGUUCGUGUCCCGCAUGCGCGUUCAAACGAACCAUAUCAAGCGCAAAUCUAAGAGUGGCAAGGAGCGCCCGCUCCCGGCCAAGACCAUUGCUGGUCUGGCCAACAAGAGCGAUGGUCGAUCGUCUGCGAACCCGCCCAUUGUGAGCGGAUAUGGUGCUGGUCCCGAGGGCGUGCAGUUCUUCCUCAACGCCCCAGGCGCUCAGUCGGCCCCUAAGACGCCCGCGAAGAAGGGCAAGAAGGCUCCUGCGGCAGGUCCAGCGCCGGCCGGACGAUACGUCACUGUGGCACAGUACUUCCGAGAGAACUACAAUAUGAAGCUUGAUCCGAAUUGGCCUGUGAUCAACGUCGGUUCCAAAGUCAACCCGACCUACGUCCCCGUCGAGGUUUGUCAAGUUCUGGCAGGCCAGCCAGUGACUAGCAAGCUGUCACCAGGUCAGACAUCGCAGAUGCUGAGCUUCGCCGUCAAGGGACGCAGUCCUGCCCAGAACGCCGAGUCGAUCGCGACGAACGGCGUGGACAUGUUGGGUCUCGGAAACUCGCUGAACUCGACUUUGUCGUCAUUUGGCGUCGGUGUGAACCCUGGUCUGAUCACCGUGCAAGCCCGUGUUCUCAAGGCACCCCAGGUUUUUUAUCAAGGUGACAGACCGAUUAAUCCUCUCGCGGGCUCUUGGAAUAUGAAGCAGAUUAAGUUCACUAAGCCUGGCCGGGUUACGAACUGGUCGUACUUUGUUCUUUCGGACCGCCGUAACCCCUGGUCUCCCCAGAUGGCCCAUCAGCAGGCGAUUCGCUUUGCCGGGGAGCUCUGCAAGAUGGGCAUUUCCAUAGAAGCACCCAAGAAGGGCGUUGUUUUGCGAGACCGUCCUUCCAGAUCCGAACUUGAAAAUGCUGUGGUGAAAUUGCAGAAGGACUACGGCAGACUCGAUCUUGUAUUGGGUGUCAUGUCCGGCAAGGACACCACAACCUACAAUAGCAUCAAGCAGGUCUGUGAUGUGAUUUGCGGCGUGAAGAACGUCAACGUGCAAGCCGCGAAGCUCGAGAGUGACCGAGGCUAUGAUCAAUACUGCGCCAACAGCAUGGGACUCUUCGGCGACGGCAAUACCAUGCUCGUCGGCAUGGACGUCACCCACCCUUCGCCCGGUUCAGCCAAGAGCGCGCCCUCUGUCGCUAGUAUCGUCGCCUCGGUCGACAAGGACCUUGCACAAUGGCCCGCGGAAAUCGUCGUGCAGAAAGCCGGCCAAGAAAUAAUCGACAAUUUAAAAACAAUGCUGAUAUCCCGCCUGAAGCUCUGGGCCACCCACAACGAAAACCAAUACCCAGAGAACAUCGUCGUCUACCGCGACGGCGUCAGCGAGGGCCAAUACAACCUCGUCAUCGACAAGGAACUCCCACAACUGAAAGAAGCCUGCAAGACGCUCUACCCCGAGCCCCUGCAAGCAAAGGGCCUGCCACGCAUGGCCAUCAUCAUCGUCGCCAAGCGCCACAACACCCGCUUCUACCCAACAGACAUCAACCGAUCGGACCGCUCAAACCCGCAGCCCGGCACGGUCGUCGACCGCGGCGUCUCCGAAGCCCGCCACUGGGACUUCUAUCUGCAAGCGCACUCCGCGCUGCAAGGAACCGCCAAACCGGCGCACUAUUUCACCGUCUGGGACGAGAUUUUCCACCCCAAAUUCCCCGCCAACCCGAAUGGUCAGGGUGCCGCGGAUGUCCUGCAGGACCUGACGCAUAAGAUGUGUUAUCUCUUUGGUCGCGCUACGAAGGCCGUGAGUGUUUGUCCGCCUGCUUAUUAUGCGGAUUUGGUCUGCACGCGCGCGAGAUGUUACCUUGCGGACGUUUUUGAUCCCUCCGCUUCGCCGGCUGGUAGCGUGGCUGGGGCUGAGAGUACGGAGUUGUCGAGCCUGCCUGGAGCGGAGAAUUGGAGGCCUAAUGAGGCUAUCAAGAACUCUAUGUUCUACAUCUAG